This is a messenger RNA of Podarcis muralis (Common wall lizard), 9323 nucleotides long. It is a transcript of the gene SHROOM2, whose product is annotated as shroom family member 2. NCBI's taxonomy places the organism in Eukaryota, Metazoa, Chordata, Lepidosauria, Squamata, Lacertidae. Gene Ontology annotation, biological process: actin filament organization. Gene Ontology annotation, cellular component: cortical actin cytoskeleton; adherens junction; apical plasma membrane. The record is from RefSeq and is a predicted model, not a curated record. Gene Ontology annotation, molecular function: actin filament binding.
UGCCGCUCCGCAGGUUGCUCGAGGGGAGGCCGGCUCAAGCGCCGCCUCUCCCCGGCUCGUCUUUGUGCCGCCGCCGCCCGACCCCUCCAGCGCCGAAACCUUUCGAGGGGGCUUCCCUGGGACGGGGACGACGCCAUCCCCGCAGCAGCUGCGGCCCCCGCGAGGCCUCGGCCUCCCACCCCCCUCGCCCCACCCACACAAAGGGCUUCUUCGCUGCGCCUAAACGGCGAGCACUGGGGCUGCGCUUAGACAAGAAGCCAUUGCAAAAUAAAGGUUUAUUAUUAUUAUUUAUUUAUUUUAAAAGGAGGAAGCGGAAAUAGGUGAUAGGAGCGGCUGCCGCCGGGUGUGUUUUUUAUUGGGAGGGGGGUCUUUCUCCUUUGGCUCCUCGAAGGGCGGAGAGGCAAUUGCUUUUAGCAAUGCCGAAAGCAGCCGGUCUCUUCCUCGGGGCCGGAACCCCAUUGAAUCCAGGAGGCGUGGUUUCCCGCUGCCUUUUUAACACGGCUGCGACUUAUUCCCCACGUGAAAUCGCAGUGACCCUUCCCCCCUUUUCUCUUUUUAAAUCGUUGCGUGCAUUCUUCCUCUGUAUGUUGGAGCUUAGCAUUGCAUUGCAGCCCUCCUAUUUCGCUGAUAGGGGAAGGGGGAAUAUUAAAUUGUGGGUGGAAAUAGCAGUCGACACAAGAGCACUCUUCAAUACAUAACAGGGGAAACUCCUCUUUCUCUCUCCACCCGCCGCUUUGUUUGGAGAUUCAUGCCUACUUCCCCACCAGCAUGUUCCAACCCAGACCCUUUUCGAUCUUCCCACCCACCGAUUUCCUAAAGAAAACCCUCGGGCGAAAGUUGCGCUAGUUCUGGGAGACUUCCUUAACUUAUCUCCUGGCUUUUAAAGAGAGGGAAAGAGAAAUCCUUUGGCCACAAUCCGCCGCAGCGACUACUAUUUGGGCUGGAAUAUUUUACAACACACCCCACAAGCGUGAGCCUCCUCCUCCUCCUCCUCCCUCCCGGCUUGGCUCUGCCCAGCUGCACCCGGCUGAGUUGAGCAAGCCUGUUUGCAGCCUCGCCGUUUCCCUGCGCGCUUUCCCCGCCUCCCCUUUGCCCGGGCUCCUCUUCGACCCAACGGGAUCCGGAGGGAAGCGGAGGAGGAGCCAAGGCUGCGCGAGGGGGUUUUGCAACUCCCUCCCCUCGCCAUAUGGGAGCGGGCUGGAAACUGUUGUUAGGUAUGUGGUUCCUAGGUCAGCGGCACGCUGGAUCCAGCUAGGAGGAAGGAGCUGGGGGGCAGUUUCGGGCGACCAUGGAGAACGUGGAGUUCCGAGGCGGCCAGGAGAGGUUCCCGGACAAAGAUCCGAGGCUGAACCCCGCGUUUUUGGACACCCAAGGGCACCCUCACCAGCCUCUGCUGCUGAUAGGGGAGCAGAGGGGAGGCGACGCGUACAAGCUGGUGGAAGUGCAACUGAGCGGCGGGGCUCCCUGGGGAUUCACGUUGAAAGGAGGAAGAGAACAUGGAGAGCCUCUCAUCAUCACCAAGAUCGAAGAAGGCAGCAAAGCUGCAGCUGCCGAUAAGCUACUGGCUGGGGAUGAAAUUGUCAGCAUCAAUGACGUGGACCUCUCUGGGUUCAGGCAAGAAGCCAUCUGCCUGGUGAAAGGUUCGCACAAGUCGCUAAAGCUCGUAGUGAAAAGGAAGAUGAAUUUGGUGGUGGAUAUUGUAACACAGAAAAUGCCGUCUGAAAGUGAUGUUCAUGUGGCCAGGAGCUAUCUUACGAAGAUCUUGAGAAGCUCCAUGAGAAAGAAUGAUCUAGCCUGCAGGCCCCACUCCUGGCAUGCGACCAAAUUCACGGAGAGUCACCCUGAGACAGCCACGUCACGGCUCUCCUCAACCGAUCCCUGUGCUUCCUGGCACUCUCGGUAUCAUGCAAGCUCCUCUUCCCAUGAUCUGUCAAGCUCAUGGGACCAGCCAAAUCUCCAUCGCACCUCAGACCAGUUCAGUUCUGCUGGAAGCAUGGACAGCUGGGAUCACACACCCCAGGUGUAUCAAUAUGGACAGAUGUCUUCUGCAAAGUCCAACAGUAGUAUUGACCACUUGGGGAAUCCCAGCAAAAGGGAUUCCGCCUAUGGCUCUUUCUCUACUAGCUCUAGCACACCUGACCACACAUUGACCAGUGCAGAUGCUGCCUCAGUUGAGAAUGCCGGGUACAAGGUGGGUCACUGGGAAACCCCAAAAUCAGGAAAUAGCAAGGCUGCCUCAUUUCUAAGUGAUAAUGGAGGAUUAGAUGAGAAAAAUACCUGCUUUGCACCUCAAGCGCCACAGUAUGAAAACAACAGGAGCCCCCGGCUGGAAGAUUAUUCUGAUUCAAAGUAUUCUGGGGCCGGAAGAUCAAAUUUUGGGCCUGUGUGGUAUGUCCCAGAGAAGAAAAAGUCGCCCUCCCCUCCACCACCACCACCACCUCUUCGUAGUGAUAGCUUUGCUGCCACCAAAAGUCACGAGAGAGCCCAUGCUGCUCCUUAUUCAGAGGGUAUUCAGAGCACCCAGCACUUUGACGUCCAGCACCGGCUGCAAGCCAAGAGUGACUGGAGUGCUGAAACUGUAGAGCAACAAAAGAGAGAUGCCAGAGCAGUCGACAGGGCCUCUGAAGGUAGGCAGAGCAGCAAACCAGUCUACAGAUCCGAUCUCAGUCUGGAUUGUGGUUUGUCUUCUGCCGGGGACAGGGUCAACAACAACAUCAUAGGAAAUUUCAGCAGGCUGCAAUCAUCUCUGUCCAGCACGGACGUUCGAUUUGCACAGUCCACUUAUGGCCACCAUCACCAGCGCCAGUACAGUGAUGAAAGCACUUUCUUUCGCAACGCAAAAGUCUCUGCAUCACCUAAAGAGCAGCGGCACCUCUCCACUUAUGCUGGCAUUCAAGAAAGGCCCACUGACAAACGUAGCUGUCAUCCAAACCACGCUAGGAUACUUGAUAGUACUGCUGCUGCUGCUGCCACUUCUUCUGACGUGAGUGCUGAGGAGAAAAUGGACAACACAGGGCUAAGCCGCUAUUACUGUGUGACAGUGAAACAGCCUGUUCAGGGAAACUCGAGACCACUACUCAAAGAUGAAUGUCGGAAAACUGGCAUAGGGAACCAUACUUCCUCUGGACCGCAGGAGAGUCCUGCUAUGACUACAAUGAUCCAAAGUCCCAAAUACUGUCUACCUCAGCAGCCUGUUGAGCCUUCUCUAGAUGUAUGUGAAAAGAGCAGUCAUUACAUAGUUAAUAAAGGAGAGGAUGUUAGAACAAUUGUAAUGGAAGAAUCUAGAAAGGUAAGUUUCCCUGAAAAGCCAGUGCAAGCCAAGAACUUUGAGGAGAACCACGAUAGUUACUGUGAGCGGGAAUAUGGGCGGGAAUGUGCCUUAGUGCCCACCAGUAAAGCUCCUCCAAAAGAUUUCAAGUGGAGUCAAGAAGAGAGCUACAAAAUUUCUCCUCAGAAGACCCCAAUGUUGCACUCUUUAGCUCAGGAAGGGAAAAGCCAGGCUGAUCCUGCUGCCGAAGCGGAGAUUACUAAGCAGCCUGCAUUUGAUGCUAACCUGGGCAAAAACACACGAAGGAGUGAUCGUUUUGCUACCACACUGAGAAACGAGAUCCAGAUGAAAAGAGCAAAGUUACAGAAAAGCAAAAGCACAGCUGUUUUAGCGGGGUCAAGUGAGACCGAAGAGUAUGCUGAGAACUGGAAACCCGAUUCAGCAGAAAAGAUAAACUCCUCAUCAGAAAGUUCUUUUACUAAUGUAUACAAAGACAAUCUGAAAGAGGCCCAGGCCAGGGUCUUGAAGGCCACCUCUUUCCAGCGAAGGGACCUGGAGCCCAGUUCUGCGGAUUAUCUUCCAGACCGGAAGACAAAUAAUUAUAACUCUUCUCCACUGGCUCUUGUCUCUGAAGACGAGGCAGGCUUCCUUGGGGCUAGGCAGUCUUCUAAACAGACUUCACCUGGUAGUAACAUUCACCACGUUUCUCGCAUUGGAGCUAGGAAGAGGUUCACAACGGAACAAAAAUUGAAAUCUUAUUCUGAGCCCGAGAAGAUAAAUGAAGUGGGGGUGUCGGAUGAUGACUACCGGCCACGCCGUCGUCCAACUACUUCUGAGGAAGCUUUGGGUUCUUUUGCAGAUAGGUGGAAGUUCUUUGAAGAAACGAGCAAGCCUGCCUACCAAAAAUCUUCACAAAGACAUGCACCUUAUGGUCGGCCAGAAGUACAGACUCCUAAUGAUCCUCAUACCAAUUCUUACGAAGGUGAGAUUGAAGGGUCAUGGUAUGAAAGGAGGAUGAGGUCGGCUUCUUUUGGAGUUGAGAAUAUGGUUGGUGCAUGCAGUAGACCCAAAGAAAGUGUCCAUUACAGUGGCCGCAAAGCAAAAUCUGCACAAUCUCCUAGGUUGGAAACUUUCGCAGAAUACCAGGCAUCAUGGAAGGAGCAGAGGAAACCUAUAGAAACUCGGAACUCGGGAAGAUACCAUUCAGCUGACAACAUCCUUGAUGCUGGCCAUGAGCAGCUUGAGAAAUCUCCAUAUACGCAUGAACGGUCCAGGUCAUCCCCUUCCACAGAUUUCUACAAACAGGAAGCAUCAGCUGAAGCAAGGAGACAUGCAGAAAAUAAAAGGGAAGACGAACAUCUUACAUGCUCUCCAGCAAGAUCUGGUGAAAGGAGCUGCGAUUUAAGCUUCUUUUCUGCUCUCACAGUAUCUCUCCAGCCUUCUCUAAUCAGAGAGCAAACCUGCCUUCUUGCUGGUUCUCAGAGACCAGCUGACACAGGGUACUCAGAAUUCCGUCCCGAAGAGCCUGCCACUCAGCAGGAUUACAGCUUAGGAAACAAAUGGAAAGUGUCUGCUAGGCCCUCACAUGCAGUACAGGCUACACUUGCGUCUCAGGGGAGCCGAGGUAGAUCUGGGACACUGCCCAGUGAUUACAGAUACUCACAGGAAAAUGUGAGGGAGAAAAACAAAGAUUACAGUGCACUGCCUCUUGCUAUUUCUGAGCUGCAAAUAUCCAACGGGGACUGCUUCUGCCCACCACAAGUCAGAGCAGAGGGAAGCCUGCAGGAAGAUCCAGCGCUGCUGAGUAAGAAACAUGGGCCUGUGCCCCAGAGGCCUUCCCCUUCAAAACGAGAGAAUAAAUACAGGCGACAAGACAAUUCUUCAGCGUCACUUGCUGCUUCCUCAGAGUCUUCACUGACAGCGCCCAGCAAGCCAGCUUAUUCCCAUUCUGCCAUUGCUGCCGGUGCGGUUGAGGUUAACGUGUCUCCUUCUCAGACUCCUGUAAAGGUUUUUGAAAAAUUGAAAAGCACUGAGCUGCCAGAGCCUCGCCAGUCGGUGCCCGUCGAGAAUGUUUGCCAGCACUUAGAAGAAAAAGCACACCUCAAACCUGAACCUGGCCUGUCUUCAACUUAUCGCUACCAUUUGAAACCUGGAAUGGAGAACUCAAGGUCCCCUUCUCCACAAUUUGCUCCGCAGAAGUUGACGGAUAAGCCUCCUGUGGCUGUUCAGGAUGAGAAUCCCACAAGAAUCGAAAGAGUGAUGGAUAACAACACAACUGUGAAGAUGGUUCCCAUAAAGAUUGUACAUUCUGAGAGCCACGCAGAGAAGGAAAGUAGGCAGAACCUUGUGAGCACCAUUGAACUUCCUGCUUUGCCAAGCGGCUUGGAGAAGGACCAGAUUAAAACACUCAGCACUUCUGAACAGUCCUACUCCCGUUUCUGUGCUUACACGAGGCAGGGGGUGGAGCCAGAGCCUGAGAACAAAAGCCUUCUCCCUUGUUUGCAACCCGCCGAAGCGCCUGGGAACAACACAAAGGACAGUGAUACUUCUGCCCAUGCAGUCAGCUAUGUGAGGGCCAAAGAAAAGACCAUGGAAGACUGGAAGUCAGAAGAGCUGGCCAGAGAGAUUGUGGGCAAGGAUAAGUCGCUAGCGGACAUUCUGGACCCAAAUGCGAAAAUAAAAACUACAAUGGACCUGAUGGUGGGAAUAUUUCCGAAAGAUGAACAUCUCUUGGAAGAAGCCCAGCAACGCAGAAAGCUGCUUCUAAAAAACCCUUCACCAAAAACUGCAGAGGACAAGAAAGAGGAGCAGCCCCUGCCUUCAGCUAUCCCCUUGACAACCAAUUCCACUUACUACAGCACAUCUGCACCCAAGGCAGAACUGCUGAACAAAAUGAAGGACAUGCAGCAGCAACAGCAGCAGCAGCAAAGUGAGGAUUCUGAGGAUGAGCUAGACCAUGAUUUAUCUGAGAAGAAGCAAGAACUUAUAGAUAGCAUAAGUCGAAAGCUGCAAGUGUUGCGGGAAGCUCGUGAGACACUCCUGGAAGACAUUCAGGCCAACAACAUGCUUGGAGAUGAAGUGGAGGCCAUUGUCAAAGAGGUCUGCAAAUCCAAUGAGUUUGACAAGUUCCGGAUGUUUAUUGGGGACCUGGAUAAAGUAGUCAACCUCCUGCUGUCACUCUCUGGCCGUCUGGCCCGAGUAGAAAAUGCACUAAACAACUUGGAUGAAAGUGCCUCUCCUGAAGAGCGGCGGAUCCUGGUGGAGAAGAAGAAGCUGCUCACACAGCAGCACGAAGACGCAAAGGAACUGAAGGAGAACCUGGACCGAAGGGAACGCAUUGUCUUUGACAUUUUGGCCAACUACCUGAGCGACGAGAGCCUUGCCGAUUAUGAGCAUUUUGUCAAAAUGAAGUCAGCCCUCAUAAUCGAACAGCGAGAGCUGGAGGACAAAAUCAAACUUGGGGAGGAGCAGCUGAAGUGUCUGACUGAUAGCCUUCAACCUGACAGGCCCAAAUGACAUUCACCCAAGGACCUUGGAAAUCAAAACAACGUGGGUUUAGAAGUAUAGAACUCCUCCGUUCACUAGGAGGAGCUGCUCAGAAGAAACAACAACAAUAAGUCAUAAUAGCAAUAAUAUUCAGGGGGAGGGGAAUUGUUUCUGUGUGGGGUUAUUUGCAUUUCUAGAAACAUUUCAAAGCCUCUCUGGCUUUCCUUCAUCACACAGCCUUAGGAACCUCUCCAGACAUUAGAUUCUGUGCUUCAGAUUCAGUAUAUUCAGGAAUCUGCUGCAGUUGUGCAUGAGUGCAGUUCUUUCUUUUUUUUUAACGAAGAAAAAAAUGUGUGUGGUUUCUUUUCAGAUUCAUAUAGGUUGCUGUGGAGCCCUCAAAAACUUAACAAUGAGGAUUUUAGGAGACUUUUUGGGAGGGAGCAGGAUACAGCCAUAUCAAACAGACAGAACAGAUUUAAACAUGUUACCUGUCUAGUGUUGUAUUCAGGUUGGUGAGAUAUAGUGACGUUUGCACAUUUGAUCUUCAAUCCUAUGCACACUUACCUGGGAGUAGGCCCCAUUGAGCAAAGUGGGACUUACUUCUGAGUAAAUACUCGCAAGAUUCCACCGGCAAGUGCUGUUUUGAAGAAGUGUUGCAUAAGCUCUGCCUUUCCAAAAAAAUUAUGUCAAUACUGUUUGGAUGAGUAGACCUUGGAACAACCUAUAAUAAGCUACUUUCAAACACACCAGGAAACUGUGUGACUGUACAUGGUUUUUAAUGUCUCGGUGGGGUGGAACUUGCCAUUAUUAUUAUUUUCCAUUUGAAGAUAAAGUUGGAGAAUUUUAGCCAGUCUUGUUCAGUUCAUUAAUUAUCAUCUUCUCCACAGCACAAAGGCAAUAAUUUCAUUCAGCUCAGCUGUCUUAUAUGAAUGAAGUGUAACUAAGGGUCUGACUAUAAUAUGCACAGGUCUGUAAAUAAAAGGCAGAACUUCUGCUACACUAUGCUUGGUGCCAUUUGCCAGGGAUUCAGUGAAUCGAACUACAAAAUAGAAGAUCAUUCUGUAUAUCUUUCAUUUGCACAAAGCUAACUGUGUGGUUUUUUUAAUUUUAUCAUGUCCUUCGUGCCUAGGACUGCUGUUUGUCCAGCUUUUUCAUGCCUCAACAAGAAGCAUGAUAUCCAUUUUACUGAAGUACAUUGGAAACGUUCACUGUUAUUACGUGAGUGUGUUCCCAUUUUCAUAUUAACAAAUAUCCCUGCCACUAUGGGACUUCAACUUCCACAAGGAGUGAUGCAUUAACACUGCCAUCAAUGGAAAAACAUCUAUCUAUAAAAAGUCCCACUAAACUGUCCUUUACAAAACAAGAAUGGUGGUAUAACAAAUACUGAUGUACUAAUCUGCACAGUAAGUGUUCCCUCGCAUUAAUGUACAUAUCUGACGGAUAAAGGGAAAUCAUACUUGUUUAUAGGCUGUUUUUAACUUAUACUGAGAAAAUGAUUUACUCAGCACUUAAAUCUUCAACUCCCCUGACAAGGGGAACUAAUUUAAACAUUACGAAAAAAGAAUUCUCUUGACACUUGCCGCUUGAUUUGAGUGUAGGCAAAAUAUUCCCCUUCUACGGUUCUCAACAUUCAGGUAAAAUGCAGUCGUAAAUAUAAGCAAUGGUUGACUGUACAGGGUCUUGGCAUAAUCACUUCUAUGUAAUCACGUAUUUCAAAGACAAAUCCUAGAAGGGGGCUUUUCCCUGAGUUAUCAGUGCUAUUUCACACACCAUAGGCCACUAGCCUGCACCAGGGUCAUUCCUUUAACCCUCUGCUGUACUAAUGGGUCCCAAGUUUGUCUAUACCGUUUAGAAGACAUCUGACGAGUUACCAACAUCAUCAGAUGCUGCUACAUCCAACCAAUAUUAGAGAAACAGAUCCAUUUUGUCUUGGAAUCUUUUACCUGAUCCUUAAAUAAAGCCAAGCUAAGAUAAAUGAUUAUUUGUACUUCAGUCAGCUGUGAGCUUUUACAUGUCACUCUUUUUUUAAAAAAAGAGACUGUGAUUCUGAUUGUGUAUGUGAACUCCAAAUAUAAUUUCAGUAUGUGUGCGCACAGUACUUUGAGUUAAAUCAUAUUCUUAUGAAGAUAGCAAUAUGGAAAUAGAUGUAUCAUUAUAUAUUAUCCUUUUCAUAAUGUGAUAUUUAAUCACUCCCCUUGCUUCUUCCUUUGUUCUUUAUUGUUGCUGGCAGGCUCUCCGGAAGGGACCAGGAGUGAGAUUCUCCCUACUGCUGUAUAUAUUUCUAUAAAUAGCGUUUUUGUUGCUUUGUAAGAGAGAGAGAGAGAGAAAACCUGGUGCUAAUGUCUUGCCUCUGGCACCCAUAAGUGAAGGAUUCCUUUUUCCAUCUUAUGGGUCACUGCAGCUUUUAGAGCUUUUUUGUAUUGUGGGAGGAAAUAAAGUCUUUCCGAUUUCUCCUGUGUCCCCCUUUAAGUUUUCAACCCUGAGUAAAAAGCAUAUAGAGAUUUCUUUCUUGCUGCUUGAGUAUAACAUCAUGCUUGACCGAGGGAAAUAAACUGAAUAUUGUGUUUCA